Molecule: messenger RNA, 663 nt
Organism: Zychaea mexicana
Lineage: Eukaryota; Fungi; Mucoromycota; Mucoromycetes; Mucorales; Lichtheimiaceae
Exons: 3
Coding region: 1-663 (220 amino acids)
Molecular function (GO): protein binding
Source: RefSeq, a predicted model, not a curated record
AUGUCCAAGGUGCCCAUCUUGUGCAGAGUCCAAGCUCGGUACCCAUUCAACUCGAAUGACCCGUCCUCACUCAGCUUCGAGCAAGGUGAUUACAUUGAAGUCCUGACCAAGUUGGAUUCCGGAUGGUGGGACGGCUGGUGCAAAGGUGUCCGCGGAUGGUUUCCCAGUAAUUACGUCCAGAUAGUAGAAGACUAUGAAAACGAGGACACUUCUACCAUACGUGGGACAGAUGACAUUUUCUACGAGGAACAACAACAACGCUCGAUGCCGCCCAGCUGGACGUUGCAGAUGACAGAGGAUGGAACAGACUGCUAUUAUUACAACACCACGACGGGCGAGAUGCGAUCGACACAUCCGGACGAUGCCUCAGAAUCGGAACUUGAUGACGGUCUUUCCUACGUCAAUGGAUCGAUCGACGAGGAAGAAGACGAUGAUUUUGACUUUAAAUCCGUGGAUAGUCGAAUGCCUUGGGACGACCAGCCAUUACCACCACAGCCUCCAACAGCACAGCAGCUGACACCAUCAACACUUGAUAAAUUGGGCGAGCUGUCAACGUCAGAAAAGGUAAUUGAAAAGAAGAACAAGAAGCGCGGGCCGCCUCCCCCCCCCCUUUUUUUUUUUGCUUUUCUGUCUCCCUAUUUCUCUAUCUCCACACUGUUGUAG